Aspergillus ochraceoroseus IBT 24754 is the source of this 1218-nucleotide messenger RNA. Its product is annotated as VanZ family protein. Bases 78 to 755 code for a protein of 225 amino acids. Lineage: Eukaryota; Fungi; Ascomycota; Eurotiomycetes; Eurotiales; Aspergillaceae. The transcript is spliced from 2 exons. The record is from RefSeq and is a predicted model, not a curated record.
CUUGUCGUCUGCCACAGCUUCAUAUUAUCCUCCGUCUCAUCGGUUGACUACACCCGUCUACAUUGCUCAUUUCCACCAUGCGAAUCCGCUAUCCUUUCGCCGGUACUUUCGUCGUCCUCCUCAUUCUCGCCGCCUAUAUCGGUCUCCUACCCCACAGCGAAUCCUCCUCCGUACCAGCCCGACUACAACCCAAUGACAAGCUUCUGCACCUGGUCACCUUCUUCCUGAUAUCCCUCGUCUUCUACUGGAUCCCAGACACCUCUCGCCGACGCACCCUCCACCUCACCCUCAUCGUCUGCACGCUCGUUCUCGGCGUUGGAUCCGAAAUCCUACAGGGUCUCCUCCCCAAUGGCCGGUCAUUCGACCCGUUCGACCUCCUUGCCAACAUCGUCGGUAGCCUCGGCGCAGUCGGUCUGUGUAGCUGGUACCACCGGCGCAUGCUAGAGCGACGCCGGAAGUCCCGCUUCGGGGCUCUCGGCGACGGGUCCGGCGCAGAGGACGACGACGUCGAGCUAGGCAUGGGACCAGGCCACCAUCAUGACGGCGAUGGACUGGGCUCACAGGAGUCCGGCGUCGUAAACCUCGAGCAGGAGGUGGACAACUGGGACGAGAACGCCAUCGAUAACUGGGAUACAGAGGAUGGGGACGAUCCAAGCAUUCUGACGGGGACUACAGCGGCGGAUCGCGAGGACCAGAAGGCUACUUCUUCCCCGUUUAAGGGUGAUCGAGUCGAGGGAGGGAAGAGGAGUGAUUAAAUCGUUUGAUCCGUUCUAUCCUUUCUGCCUCAUUCAGUUACCGCCGUUAUCCCGCCACUUCACUUUGGAGACCCCAGGCUCGGUGGUUCUAUGCUUUGACCUGAUAUGUUACUGUAACGUUGCCAUGAUUGCUCACGACUCGUUCUAGUUAUGAUAUUUUGGUCUCUCCUCUCUCUCUCUCUACACGCUUACUGAGUUUCCCCUACUAUAACUCCACCAUGACCUUGGCAAAAUGAGAGAAAAACGCUACGUCGGAUAUGAACCCAGCACUGGAUUUCCAGGAAAUAUGUUGUGUUGUGGCACGGCACGGCACGCAUCCGAUUGAGCUCAUAUGUAUACCUACAUUCUGUAUCUUUUUCUCUCGCUGUCUCUCUUUCUUUUAUUCUUUCUUGGAUUCGUUUCUAGCGUGUAAAUAGGACUGAAAAAGGAGUUUUGCCUUAGGCGCGAAUGGUGGUAGUCGUCC